AUGUGUAUGCUCAGGAGACAAAUGCUUAAUAUUAACAACUUAUUUUCCUCUUACGUUGAAAAGGAUUUGUCUUUUUUUUACCGAUUUCUCGCAGACAGCUGCACUAAAAUCAAGUCUGUUGGUAAACCUGUCACUCACAAUACUCGACAAACCACACAAGGAGCCUGGAUGAAAGACCCACUAGGAAUCAUGGGUACCGAGACCAUAUUCGUUAUGGAAUCGUAUUACUCACAAAAUGUACUGGAGGAAUUUGAAAACAUGGACAUGUUCAAAGCAGGUGUGACUCGUAAGACAUACAUACUGCCCUAUAACUGGGACGGAACUGGAGCAGUGGUAUAUGGACCAUAUCUCUACUAUAACAGAGAAAAUUCGGCCUAUAUCAUCAAGUACAGUCUACGCAGAGAGCUCAUGAAAGCCACAAUCACCGUGAAUUCUUUCACACCAAGGAAAAGCAGCUAUGGUUGGGGCGGAUACAGUUCAAUGGACCUGGCAGUUGACGAGCAGGGAUUGUGGGUAUUAUGGGGUAGUACGGCAAACAGCGGGAGACUGUACGCAUACAAAAUUGACGUUUACAAAAACGUCAUCACUCACACUUGGUCACUGAACACAGGUACGCACAGACUAUACCAACCACUUAAAAAUUUGACCGUUAUCAACGAGGACUUAUACUAGGAUCGGGAUAACACCUCCUCAGUUUCCCAGAUAACGCCGUUGUGGAAGUGCGAUAACUUGGAUUGAUCUUCUAUAAAUACACGACAGGGCCGUAGCCAG
This is a messenger RNA of Orbicella faveolata, 771 nucleotides long. Its product is annotated as olfactomedin-like protein 2A. Gene Ontology annotation, biological process: signal transduction. The record is from RefSeq and is a predicted model, not a curated record. Lineage: Eukaryota; Metazoa; Cnidaria; Anthozoa; Scleractinia; Merulinidae.